Molecule: messenger RNA, 1611 nt
Organism: Salpingoeca rosetta
Lineage: Eukaryota; Choanoflagellata; Craspedida; Salpingoecidae
Product: oligosaccharyltransferase OST48
Exons: 8
Coding region: 80-1327 (415 amino acids)
Cellular component (GO): oligosaccharyltransferase complex; endoplasmic reticulum membrane
Source: RefSeq, a predicted model, not a curated record
UGAAAAUUAUGUACAGCUUUAAACACUUUUCCUUUGACCACUGAACCAGCGCCGAUACAGACGAAAAGGAGCGACAGCGAUGACGAUGAUGAGGGUUGCUGUGGUGUUGUCAGUGCUGCUGCUGGGCUGCAUGGCCUUCUCGGCCUCUGCGCAGCGCACGCUCGUCCUGUUGGACUCUGCAAGCACGCGGGAAACACACUCCCACUUCUUCUCUCGGCUCUCAGAUGCUGGGUUGUCCUUGAAGUAUGUGCAAGCCGAUUCCGCCAGCCUGAACCUGCACCGUUAUGGGGAGCGUCUCUUUGACAACGUGAUUGUCUUUUCACCCUCUGUGGAACAGUUUGGUGGUUCUGUCUCUGCCGAGGAGAUGGUGGACUUUGUUGACAAUGGCGGCAACGUGCUCGUCGCGGGCUCCGAGGACAUUGGCGCCCCACUCCGCGACUUUGCCAGCGAGGUUGGCUUUGAGUUUGACGAGGCCGGCAAUGCCGUCAUUGACCACGUGAGCCAUGCAGAUGACGACCACACGCUCGUGGCGAGCACCAACGUCGUCGACGUCGAGGUCAUGACUGGCGGCGCCCUCAAGAAGCCCGUCCUCUUCCGCGGCGUCGGCAUGAUUGCCGACGAUGCCAACCCGCUGGCCGUGUCUGUGCUGCGCGCGUCGUCGACGGCGUACACGGGUGCCGCUGCUGCCGGCCGCUCUGCAGAUGAACCGUUGGCGCUCGGCGGCGACGUGGUGCUCGCAGGCGCCAUGCAGGCCCGCAACAACGCCCGCGUUGUCCUCACGGGCUCCAUCGACAUGUUCAGCAACGAGCUCAUCUUCCAUGACAACGCCGCAAACGAGCAGUUUGUUGAGGCGCUUGCGCUGUGGUGCUUCCAGGAGCGCGGGCAGCUGCGCACGCGCCCGGCCCUGCACCGCCUCGUCGGCAACAACGAGUCCUCCCACGAGUACACCAUCACAGACGAAGUGGAGUACUUUCUGCCGAUUGAGGAGAAGGUGAACGGCGAGUGGGUUCCGUACACGGGCAACGACGUCCAGCUGGAGUUUGUGCGCAUCGACCCGUUUGUCCGCACCCCACUCAAGAACGUUGAUGGCGUGCAGCAGGUGACGUUCACGCUUCCCGACGUGUACGGCGUCUUCCAGUUCCGCGUCGACUACAACCGCCUCGGAUACACCCACAUCUACAACACCCAGCAGGUGUCUGUUCGCCCGCUGCGCCACACCCAAUACGAGCGGUUCAUCUCGACAGCGUAUCCGUACUACGCCAACGCCUUCAGCAUGAUGGCCGCUCUCUUCCUCUUCAGCUUUGUCUUCCUCCACCACCGGCCCUGAACCCACACCAGCAAACACCCCGCAAGCCAUCCAUCUCAUCCACAUGCACGCGUGCACGUUGACCUCUUGUGUACGUGUGUCAUGACUUCCGUGUUGUGUAUGAACGUGUGUUAUUGUCCAACUUGGUGUUUGCAGUGUGUUGUUUCGCGAGCGAGAAACGUCGUUGUUGUUGUUGUUGUUGUUGUAGUCCUUUCCGUUUUGGAUGAGUGUGGCUUUGUUUUGGUUGCCGUUAUUGUUGUUGCUGAUGGACCAGCAUACAUGCAAAGAAGACACGACAACAACAA